Molecule: messenger RNA, 201 nt
Organism: Plasmopara halstedii
Lineage: Eukaryota; Oomycota; Peronosporomycetes; Peronosporales; Peronosporaceae
Exons: 2
Coding region: 1-201 (66 amino acids)
Source: RefSeq, a predicted model, not a curated record
AUGUCGUCUGCGACGCAAGUGGCAAUUACUUUUGAGCAUGUUCGAGCUGUUCUGUCUGAAUGUCGCAAGCUCAAGACUUCAGCUGAAUGUGCACGGAUCGAAGCCAUUGUGAUUAAUGUGAAUCACAAUCCCAAAUCUCCUCCCACGAAAUGUCAAGAUACGACCCGCCUUACUUACAAAUCGCAGUUGUAUUUUUAUUAG